CCGAGCCUGGUGGGCUGCCCGGACCCCGGUGGGAGCAGGCGGAUCCUCGGCCGGCGGGCGAGUGGGCGCCGACGGAGCCGCCCUUCACAUGCACAAGAUGUUCUCCCGGAGGGGACACGCCGACGUGAGGAAGUCUACCCAGAAAGCGCUGGACCCGCGGAAGGACGUCCUGACUCGCCUCAAGCACCUCAGGGCGCUGAUGGAUGCUGUGGAUGGAAGUGAACUUAAACCAUUUUUUGAGAGUAAUUAUUCUCAAAUUUAUUUUAUCUUCUAUGAAAAUUUUAUAACACUGGAAACUAGCUUGAAACAAAAAGGGAACAGAGCGCAAAGGGAGGAGCUGGACUCCGUCCUCUUUCUUUUCGAAAGAAUAUUACAGCUACUACCAGAAAGAAUUUUCUUUCGGUGGCAUUUCCACAGUAUAGGGUCAGUUUUGAAGAAACUUUUGCACACUGGGAACUGUCUUAAGAUAAGAUGUGAAGGAAUCCGCUUGUUUCUCCUUUGGCUGCAAGCUCUCCAGACCAAUUGUGCGGAAGAGCAACUCUUAACCUUCGCCUGCCUUGUUCCUGGCUUUCCUGCAGUGAUGUCUUCAAGCGGUCCGUGUACACUGGAUACCCUCAUUAGCCCACCUCUCGGCUUGCCCGACGCAAAGAUUUAUCCUGAGGAAAUAACCCCGCUUAUACCACUUGCUUCGGGUGAAAAAAUUGCCGAAGACUCAACCUGCUACUUUCUUCAGAUAUUGUUAAAAUACAUGGUAAUCCAGGCUGCAAGCUUGGAAUGGAAGAAUAAGGAGAACCGUGAUACUGGGUUUAAGUUUCUCUUUGCCUUGUUCCGGCAGUAUUAUCUUCCUCAUUUAUUUCCAUCUUUUACAAAAUUAACCAACCUCUACAAACCUGUGCUUGAUAUCCCUGGCCUGCGACCCAAGCCAGCGUAUAUUAGUACAACUUGUAACAAUGAAAAUGUUUACAGCACAAAAAUCCCCUAUAUGGCUGCUCGUGUAGCUUUUAUUAAGUGGCUGGUGAACUUUUUUCUGGAGAAGAAGUAUUUCACAGCUACACAGAACUCAAAAAAUGGAGGAGAGGUUUUGCCCAGGAUCGUUCAAACUGUGGGGGGCACAGGGCAAGACAAAAACCCUGAAGUGCAGAACAGCACCCCAUCAGAUCUGGAAAAAAAUUCAAACCACACCCUCUUGCUGGAGAGGAGACUCAGCGAUUCCAGCUUCUGCAGCAUAGAAGAGCAGCAUCGGGCGGUGUAUGAGAUGGUGCAGCAAGUUCUCCUGUCUACGCGAGGCUAUGUCAAUUUUGUCAAUGAAGUAUUCCGCCAGGCUUUUUUACUACCUUCGUCAGAGAUAUCUUCAACUGAGAAGGUAAUGAAGGUCUACAGGAAGUGGAUUCUGCAAGAAAAGCCGGUGUUUAUGGAAGAGCCAGAUGUGAAAGAAGCUGUUCAAGAGGAUGAAAGCGCCUUGGAUCUUUCACCAGCAGAGACAGAUGGCAAACAUCUUACAUCUGGCCAGUCUGGACAUAAAAGAUCUUCCAGUUGGGGAAGAACCCACUCCUUCUCUAAUGCUGUUAGCAGAGGAUGUAUAUUAGAAGAGGAGAAUAAGAACAUUAAAGCAGGUGUUCAAGCUACGCUACAGGUGUUCCUGACAAACUCCGCAAACGUUUUUUUGCUGGAGCCCUGUACUGAAAUUCCAGCACUCUUGAAGGAGCAAGUCGAUGCUUGCCGAGCAGUCUUGAGUAUUUUUAGACGCAUGAUAAUGGAACUGCCCAUGAACAAAAAAACCUGGGAGCAAAUGUUACAAAUACUUCUUAGGAUAACAGAAGCCAUCAUGCACAAGCCAAAGGAUAACCAAAUUAAGGACCUGUUUGCGCAAAGUUUAGCAGGAUUAUUAUUCCGGACUUUGAUUGUGGCUUGGAUCCGAGCAAACCUGAGCGUUUACAUUUCUCGAGAACUGUGGGAUGAGUUGCUCCGUGUGCUGUCCUCCCUUACAGACUGGGAGGAGCUGAUAACGGAGUGGGCUAACAUAAUGGAUUCGCUGACAUCUGUUUUGGCAAGAACAGUGUAUGGAGUUGAAAUGACCAAUUUACCACUGGAUAAGCUAAGUGAGCAAAAAGAGAAGAUACAAAGAGGGAAAGGGGGCGUUUUAGAAACUCAGAAGACAGUUACAGUCGGCAGAUCGUUUUCUUUAAGCUGGAGGAAUCAUCCUGAAGUUGUAGAACCAAUGAGGUUUCGGAGUGCUACCACCUCAGGGGUCCCAGGAGUUGAGAAAGCAAGGAAUGUGGUACGGCAGAGAGCCACAGAAGUAGAAGAGUAUCAGCAGCCAGAAUAUGGAGCAGAAACUGAGUACCAGCAGCCAGAAGAUUAUGCAGGAACGGAAUGCAACGGUCAAUUUUUAGACCAGGAACAGUACUUAACUCGAAGCAGCAGCACCUCUGAUGUUAGAGACCAGUACAAUCCUGAUAUUUUCCAAGUUAGAAAAACAGAAAGUUCCCAGAAUUUAACUUCAGAUUCCAAGUGUGUUCAAGAGGUUAAGGGGACAACGAAUAAGGGCAGUCCCAUCCAACAAGCAGGGGAUGGUCCAGCUGAAUUAGAUCCCAAAGCUGACCUGCAGCAUUUGCAUGGAAGUCAUAAGGAAAGAGAAAAGACUGAAAGCGUGAGCAGUGACACAUCCAUUGGAUGCAACUGUGACGUAGACAUCACUCUGGCUCCUUGGCAAGCUUGUGAAGAGGACCAUGAUGCCAACAUACCAGCGGAUAUAUCUGUUGAUCCAGACGCGCGCCACUGGUUGCCCUUGAGUCCUUCGGAUGGCACAAAUUUAACAGACAGCAGUGAAUUCCUUGCUGAUGACUGCAGUAUAAUUGCUGGUGGGAAUCUCAUCGGGUGGCAUCCCGAUUCUGCUGCCGUAUUGUGGCGACGAAUAUUGGGAAUUCUCGGAGACGUGAACAAUGUUCAGUCUCCUAAAAUACACGCCAGGAUUUUUGAGUAUCUUUAUGUGCUGUGGUACAAAUUGGCAAAGAUAAGAGACAAUCUCGCUAUCAGUCUGGAUAACCAAUCAACUCCAUCACCUCCCACUUUAAUUCCACCACUCAGAAUAUUUGCAUCAUGGUUGUUUAAGGCUACAACUUUACCAGAUGAAUAUAAGGAAGGGAAGCUACAUGCAUACAAGUUGGUAUGUGCCAUGAUGACCAGGCGCCAAGAUGUUGUGCCAAAUCCUGACUUCCUGGUACAUUUUUAUCUGGUCAUGCACAUUGGCUUAACCAGUAAAGACCAGGAUGUUUUAAAUACUGUCAUCAGGCACUGCCCGCCCUGCUUUUUCUUCUUGGGCUUACCUGGCUUCACAUUGCUGAUAGGAGACUUCAUAACAGCUGCAACCAGAGUGCUGAGUACAAACAUGUUGGAAGCUCCACGCUUAGAAGCUCAUACCAUUCUUGGUUCUCUGGUUUGCUUUCCAAAUCUCUAUCGAGAAAUCUCACUGUUGCAACCUGUUGCUGAAGCAGAAAUCAUCACAGGAACUGUUGAUGUCAAAAGCUACCUCAUAAAUAUUAUUUUGAAGAACGCCACAGAGGAACCAAGUGAAGCUGCGAGGUGCUUAGCUCUUUGCUGUCUUGGGCUUUGGAUAUGUGAAGAAUUAAUGCAAUGUACAAAUCACCCUCAAGUGAAGGAUGCAAUAAAUGUUUUAGGUGUGACACUGAAGUUUUUUAACAAGCAGAUUGCUCAGAUAGCUUGUGAUGUCUUUCAACUGCUGACAUCUUACUGGGAAAAACUUCACAAAUAUGAACCUUCUCUGCCAAGAAAAAUGAUUGAAAUCAUUGUUGCCACGAUUGCAUUUCUGUUGCCUAGUGCAGAGUAUUCCUCUGUGGAAAGUGAUAAGAAGUUUAUAGUUUCAUUAUUACUUUGCUUAUUGGAUUGGUGCAUGACAUUGCCACUCAAAAUGCUGUUGGAGCCUGUAUUUACAUCUGGUCUUGAAGAUCAAAACUUUUCUAAUGCUCCACUGCUUGAUUACAUCUAUAGGGUUCUCCACAGUUGUGUUCAUGGCUCAAGCACAUAUACCCAGCAAAGCCAUUAUCUGUUAAGCCUCGCCGACCUUUCCAGUGACAAUUAUGAUCCAUUUUUGCCACUAGGAAAUGUCAGGAAUUCGGAACCCCUGCAGUUUCAGUCUUCUGCAGAUUUGAGUAAUUUGCUCACUGUUGCUGAAGAAAGGAGGCGGAGAAGUUUGGAGUUAAUACCUUUAACUGCACGGAUGAUUAUGGCACAUCUAGUAAACCAUUUGGGGCAUUAUCCCCUCAGUGGAGGACCUGCUGUUCUUCAUAGCCUUCUCAGUGAAAAUCACAACAACUCUUAUGUGGAAUCUUCUGAAUUGUCUUCGGAAGUCUUCAGAAGCCCAAACUUGCAGCUCUUUGUAUUUAAUGAUAGUACUCUUAUAUCUUACCUUCAGAUUCCUUCAGAAAGGGUGGUAGAUGACGAAACAGCAAGAAUCUUCUCAGAAGUAAGAGUAAUUGUUAGGGAUAUUUCAGGGAAGUACUCAUGGGAUGGAAGGCUAAUGCAUGGACCAUUACCUGGUUAUCUUCCAUGUCAAAGUAAACAAAACUCCGCUACUGCUUGGCACAAUCAUAAACAGAAGUUUGAGUCUCCAACAGACUUCAUUCAAAUAUAUGAAGGAGAAGAUGCACUUGAUAAGUUACUGACAAGGAUUGGUAACAGUAGCCCUGAGUGCCUUUUACAUCCUCAGCUCAGACUAAAUGAGCCUUCGCCGUCACCCUGCAUCAUGAGCCGUGACCAAGAGAAUGAGAUCUUAGAAGCAAUAAUGCAACAGAGUUGCAUAGAAAGUGAACAUGGGUGCACUUUGAAUCUCAGGAUGAAAGUGGAAAGUCAGGCGGCACCAUGGCCUGCUCAGCCCCGAGCACCCUUUCACUUGUGUAGGCUCUUGCUAAAUGAUUUAGGAAUGAACUCCUGGGAUAAAAGAAAAAGUUUUCAUCUAUUGAAGAAAAACUCAAAACUGUUGAGAGAGCUGAAAAAUUUAGACUCCAGGCAAUGCCGUGAAACUCACAAGAUUGCAGUAUUUUACAUUGCUGAAGGACAAGAAGACAAAUGUUCCAUUUUGUCCAAUCCAAGAGGAAGCCAAGCUUAUGAAGAUUUUGUUGCUGGGCUAGGUUGGGAGGUUGAACUUUCAACUCACUGUGGAUUUAUGGGUGGCCUUCAGCGCAACGGCAGCACGGGACAAACGGCACCUUAUUACGCUAGUUCAACUGUGGAAGUGAUUUUCCACGUGUGUACACGCAUGCCCUCCGAUUCUGAUGAUUCAUUGACCAAAAAGCUUCGUCACUUGGGAAAUGAUGAAGUUCACGUCAUCUGGUCUGAACACACCAGGAAUUAUCGCAGAGGCAUCAUACCAACAAAUUUUGGAGACGUUUUAAUUGUUAUUUAUCCAAUGAAGAAUCACAUGUUUUUCAUAGAGAUCAUGAAGAAACCAGAGGUGCCAUUUUUUGGUCCUUUAUUUGAUGGAGCUAUAGUAACUGCAGAGUUGCUGCCAAAUCUUAUACGUGCCACUUGCAUCAAUGCCAGCAGAGCCGUGAAGUCUCUUAUAACUCUCUUUCAGAGCUUUUAUGAAGAAAGAGCUCUGUAUCUUGAAGCAAUAAUCCAGAAUCACAAAGAAGUAAUGACGUUUGAGGAUUUUGCUGCUCAGGUCUUCUCUCCCACUCCUACUUACUCCCUCAGCGGAUGUGGCUGUCUCACUACAAGCUUGAGUGCUGAUCUCACACCGGUGGUGGGGACGGAGCUGGCAGAGCCAAUGUCGCCAACGCUACCAAGUGCUACAAAAAGCAGGCUGCCUGGGAAGUUGCGCCGCUCUGCCAGUGCGCUCAGCAAAUCUGCAACUUAAAGCACUUUCAAGGCGGAAGACCAUUUCCUUUCCAAGUCUCCCUUUAUAUUAACUCUAUUAGUGUAUGGAUAGAACUGGUAACUGCAUAAUGAAGUACUUUUUGCUGUCAAAUCAUCAUUCCUUAAAUUUUCAUGUUGAUUUCCUGAAGAACGCAACAUGUAUUUAACUGGGAACUUCUGGUACAGAGACAAUGAAGGCAAACUUAAGAUUGUGAUCAGCAAGUUCACUAUUUAAUUGUGAUAAAUUACUUUCCUUCUUGAGUUACUGUACUUGCAAUUGCACAUCACAGGAAAAGGAUGUAGACUGAGACCCCACUUUCUAAUUUCCUGACACUGAUAUUUAUAAUGCCAUUAUAAUUAAAAUGUAGUAUCUGAUGUUAGGUGAAAGCUUCACUUAAGAAAGGGAGGGCUCAAUUUAGCAAAGUGAAACACUUUCCAAGUCCCACUAAUGUCAGUGGGAGAGAUAAGGGCAUGCUUAAUUUUCUUCUAUUGAAAUAAAUGCAGUGUAAAAGUGCUUCACUUUGGGCAGAUGCUGUCCCUGUUUUUUUUAAAGUACGAAUGAAAAACGUACUCUUUUCAGUUCCUCGUCAAACAUGUUAUUUUUUCCCCAUUCUUGUGUACGUAACUAAUGCUUAAACAUAUGGGAACAUGCAAAUAGUUCCAUUACACAACAAGAAUUAGAUUUGCUUGGUUAAUUUUAUUUUCUGUACAAAACAUGCCUUACUAUGUCAGGAAGAAUGUCUCUCCAUUUAAAAUAAAUAUAGCCCAUGCCGGCAUAUUAGAGGCCCAGCCUUGGAGCAACUCUUUGUCAUUUGUUAUGUUGUAAAAGCAAGUUUCUACCUAGUUAGCUGCUACAAUCUGGUUUAAUCAUGCCUCUCAAGCACUUGUCACUUUUAAUACAUUUAGCAUGACUACUCCGUUGAAACAUGAAAAAUAUGAAACACAUUAAAGCAUUCAAAGAGCACUCAGGGAUUAUGACGAAAAGGCACAGAUGCCCCUUCUUUUUUUAAGAGGAAGCAUUGCACCAGUAAGAAGAGAAAAUACACACACGCACGUGCUUCAGUUUCUCCACGCCCACAAGGGUGGGGAGGAGGCAUGGGUGCAGGAGGCUGUCUUCCAUGUGCAAUUUGCUCCUGGAGCCAUUUGAAAAUCCGCCCCAUGCAUAACAGGGGCUGAUUCAGUGACAUCUGAAAGCGUGUUUUGUCUGUCUGCAACGGUGUGCCCAAAAUUGCAGCCUCUUAGGAGUUUCUGAGCCCCCUCGCAUGUUACCAUAGCAGACUGGAAUCUGCUUCGCUACAGCUUCUUCCUUCACUGCAGCGUUAAUGUUCGAAAAGACUGAAAUUAUGGAGGUGGGAUCCCUGUCACUUUGGUCAUUCUCGGCUGACCGCUGGACAACUGAAAGGAUCCAUGCAGCUGACUCCACCACCCACAAGGCGUUCCAGGCUUCCAAGCACUCUUGCAGUGGCUUAGAAAGAAGCUAAGAAGAGCAUCCCCCCCCCUUUUUUUUUUUGCAGAUGUUUAUACCAAGCUUGUCUGCUGUAGGUUGUGGUUUUCAGCCCAAUUUCUAAAGCAAUAAAUUACGUUUUGUAACUGUUUUAUAGUUGGAAACACUGUACCGUAGAAAGUACUUCCAAGUUAACAGAGGUUUGUUUGUUUGUUUGUUUUUGUAAUUUGGAGUACUUGUUGGGAAAAUCUAACAAGUACUGUGGUUUGAUGAACAGCUGUAGCAUGAUUCCAAUGACUACUUUUAACUAUGUAGACACAGUAUCCUUUGUGUGUAUAUAUAUUGAAGCCCUUGGGAAGUGUAUUUAUUAUUGUUACCCUUUCGCAACAUAAACAUUACCCAAGUAUUUUGCACACCCAAAACCACUCCAAAGGGGAAGAUGGGUUUUAUUUUUUUUUACAAACCACUGCCCAACAAAGAUGCAAAUAUGGGUUGAAAUUUGGCUUAAAUGAGUAGCUUCCCCCCAGAUCCUCCCCAGAUGCCCAGAGGUGCAUUAUAAUUUGAUGCAAUAAAAGCAACAAUAUUUCGGAACAACUAUGUCAGGAAGUGGCAGUGUGAGAAAUGUUUUUUUUAAGCCAAGGGUGGCUCCAGUGCCACCUACAGUAAACUCCCUAACACAGAACUGCAUGCAACAGUUCUAAUUCAUGCUGCUAGGAUACGCUCACGGCAAACUCACAGUCAGGGUCCCGUCUCAUCAUUAGCUAUCCUCAGUCAACUGCUGCCAGUUCAACAGCUAUGUCCUAUCGAGUUAUGUGUGGUGUCCUACUCCUGGGGCUAAACCUAAAUUAUGUGUUAAAAGUUUUGAGGCUUGAGCUGUAAGAUUGAUUUUCUUGGCAAUUAACCGGGAAAGGGUAAAAAUUUGCAUCUUAUUCCUGUGAAGUUUCUUUGGUCUCUCAGGUCUACUUAAAACAGCCACUGUGUCUGAAGUAGAAUUUGUUGAUUUUUUUCCUCAUGAUUUCUUUUUGAAAAUGCAGUCUUAAAUGGUAGUAUGUGACGUUCAUAUGUGUAUCCUAAUUUGUAAGGAUUCCUUUUCCUAUAUGCCCCAGUGGCAGCAACUGGUUUUUUAAAAAAAUCUUAAACCCUGUGAAUAUAGUUAGUGACUAUCUGUUUUCGUGUAUGCAAUUAUUUAUUUUUUGAAAGCUACUGAUGGUAACAUUUCUGAGUAGUUAAUACACCAAAUGGGUUGGGGGGGGGACGCACAGAACUGCAGGAGAGAGGAAUAAUUUGGGAAUCUCCACUCCUCAAAAUCCACCCCUUCUGGAAUCUCUCUCGGCCCUGAAUGAGCCCCCACCCCACCCGUUCCCCCCUUUUGACGGACUCUCAAGUGCUCUCAACAUUCCGUGCUCCUAGAUUGAGGGAUUUCUUCGUCUUUUUCUUUUGGUGAACUUAAUUUACAACGGUAUAUUUCCACACACCAAAAUGCACAGAGACCCCUGUCAGGUCUGUGGGUGGCCAGUUUUUGCUUUUUUUGCACUUGGCACAUAAGCCACCUGCUUCAUUUAUUAGACAUAGCAAUUAGUAAUAAAAUUAGCUUGCAACUAGAAAAAAGCAAAUGUUUUGCCACCAAGGAAUUUACUUUGUGAGCCAUUGUCUGUCUAAAUUAGAAACUCAGCCUUGGUCUGAUCAGAUGAAAUUCAUGUUUUUCCAGUGAGAUGCAGGCAACCUGUGGCUGCUUGCCAUUAGCCCUCUGAUUUCUGUGUUCAUUGUGACUUUCUGGUUGUGCCUUUAUAGUGAAUUAGGAAAGUAAACCAUGUGUUCUGCAUACCUUGUUGAUGUGUAUGAUUUUUUUGUUCAUUGCCUGGAAGGAGGAAGACUGGAUUUAAUGAGUAAUAAAAUCUGUCAUUUAUAUG
Messenger RNA from Eublepharis macularius, 9228 nucleotides. It is a transcript of the gene RALGAPA2, whose product is annotated as Ral GTPase activating protein catalytic subunit alpha 2. NCBI's taxonomy places the organism in Eukaryota, Metazoa, Chordata, Lepidosauria, Squamata, Eublepharidae. The record is from RefSeq and is a predicted model, not a curated record. Gene Ontology annotation, molecular function: GTPase activator activity. Gene Ontology annotation, cellular component: cytoplasm; nucleus. Gene Ontology annotation, biological process: positive regulation of GTPase activity; regulation of small GTPase mediated signal transduction. The transcript is spliced from 39 exons. Bases 89 to 5875 code for a protein of 1928 amino acids.